Phragmites australis (common reed) is the source of this 1628-nucleotide messenger RNA. Its product is annotated as signal peptide peptidase-like 1. Gene Ontology annotation, cellular component: lumenal side of endoplasmic reticulum membrane; Golgi-associated vesicle membrane; cytoplasmic side of endoplasmic reticulum membrane. The transcript has 5 exons. Gene Ontology annotation, molecular function: aspartic endopeptidase activity, intramembrane cleaving. The record is from RefSeq and is a predicted model, not a curated record. NCBI's taxonomy places the organism in Eukaryota, Viridiplantae, Streptophyta, Magnoliopsida, Poales, Poaceae. Gene Ontology annotation, biological process: membrane protein proteolysis. The coding region runs from base 318 to 1433 and encodes 371 amino acids.
GGAUGUCUAUCCCACCCCGACACCCAGCCCUCCGGUCCAUGGUCAACACGGACUGAUCCUCCUUGCCUGACCGCGCCGCCGAAAUCACUCUGCAGCAUGCGCGCCUAAUUCCACCCAAGUCUUCUCUCCCAGGCCUAACCCUCCCACUCCCCCCUCCUCUUCCGGGCUUGGAUUGAUUUCUUCUUUCCUCGGUUCUUCUUCCUCAGCUUGCGCAAGAUCCGUUUCAGCUGGCUGCUUCCCUUGGACUACCCAUGGUACAGAAAAUUGGUCGAGUCAGAGCAUAAAAUAAGAGUGGAGUGCGGUUAAUUUGCCACAGGAUGGAAUCCCUGUGGAAGCUGACCUACUUGCUUGAGCCGGCAUCACUUGCUCUCAUAGCAACUGCCGUUUCUGUGGCCUAUGCAUCAGCAUCGCGUGCUCUGGACUACGGCAAGGAGAUGGAGAGGAACUUAGAUUUUUCAGAGGCCUCCAUCACAUUGGAUUGGUCACAAGCCUUGACGAUUCCUCUUGCAAGCUCAUGCAGUUUGUUGCUGAUGUUCUAUUUGUUCUCAUCUGUUUCUGAUCUCAUGACAGCCUUUACUACUGUGGCCUCAGCGAUGGCACUCUUCUUCUGUCUGUCUCCGUACAUCACCUACCUCAAGUCACAAUACAAUUUAAUGGAUCCUUUUGUGUCGAGGUGCUGCUCAAAGUCAUUUACCCGGUUGCAAGGCUUGCUGAUGCUGUUCUGCAUAGUCACGGUGUUAGCCUGGUUGGUGUCAGGGCAUUGGUUGCUAAAUAAUCUACUGGGGAUUUCCAUAUGCAUUGCAUUUGUCAGUCAUGUGAGGCUUCCCAACAUAAAGAUUUCUGCGCUGCUUCUUGUCUGCUUGUUUGUGUACGAUAUUUUCUGGGUGUUCUUCUCAGAGAGGUUCUUUGGAGCAAAUGUCAUGGUCUCUGUUGCCACUCAGAAGGCAUCUAAUCCUGUUCAUACAGUAGCAAAUAAGCUCAGUCUGCCUGGGUUGCAGUUGAUUGCAAAGAAGUUGGAGCUUCCGGUCAAGCUUGUCUUCCCCAGGAAUUUGUUGGGUGGGAUUGUUCCAGGAAGCAGUCCUGGUGACUACAUGAUGCUUGGCCUUGGAGACAUGGCCAUUCCAGGGAUGCUUCUAGCUCUUGUGCUCUUUUUUGAUAACCGGAAGCACAAGGAUGUGAAUGUUCCAUCAGACGUGUCUCCAUCAAAACGGCGGAAUUAUGUGUGGUAUGCCCUAAUAGGGUAUGGUAUUGGCUUGGUAGCUGCACUGGCUGCUGGGAUCUUGUCUCAGUCUCCCCAGCCCGCCUUACUGUACCUGGUACCAUCGACGCUGGGACCUGUCAUGUACUUGUCAUGGUUAAGGAACGAGCUGUGGGAGCUCUGGGAAGGCUUUGGGCCGAUUAUAAACGAGAAAGCUCGCUUGUUGGAGGUCUGAGAUCCAACAGGACCAUAAGAAUCUCAGCCCCCUGCGAUGUAAUCUAAUUAAAAAUUACAACUCCUCAUACUGAAGGAGAAUAUUUAUAAGAUAGGAUGGUCUAGUAAUGUUAGCUUUUACCCUGUUAUCCUCGCAAGAGGAAACAGAUGUAUCACUUAACUCCCAGUAAUUGAAAGGUUCAAUGCAUUUCUUAAA